This is a messenger RNA of Kwoniella botswanensis, 1176 nucleotides long. RefSeq lists its product as uncharacterized. NCBI's taxonomy places the organism in Eukaryota, Fungi, Basidiomycota, Tremellomycetes, Tremellales, Cryptococcaceae. The transcript has 2 exons. Gene Ontology annotation, biological process: regulation of DNA-templated transcription. The record is from RefSeq and is a predicted model, not a curated record. Bases 1 to 1176 code for a protein of 391 amino acids. Gene Ontology annotation, molecular function: zinc ion binding; DNA-binding transcription factor activity, RNA polymerase II-specific.
AUGCCGCCUCCAUUCGAUGGAUAUGGGUCCGCCUAUCCACUAGGUCUGGCCGAGAGCUCUCAGUCGCCCGGUCGUCGUCAACGGAUAUCUAUGGCAUGUCAGUAUUGUAGACAUCGCAAAAUCAGAUGUUGUGGAGGAUCACCAUGUCGGAACUGUACACGAGCAAAGAGGGAAUGUGAAUAUGCUCCUGUACCAGAAGAAGUGAAUAGGGCAACCAGGGAGAAGAAAGCUAUAGCGAAAGCAGCCAAGGCUGUACAGAAUAUAUCACCCAUCACUACCUCUUCACCUUACUUUCCUGAACAACCGGUCUUCAAUGUACCCUACGUCUCUGGACCUGGACCUAUCCGACCUGCUCACUUGGGUCAUCGUCGUACGGUCUCGAUGCCUAGUUCCGGAGUCGCUCCGUGGGUUACACCGCCCUCUGCGCCCGCACUGGCUUCUCCACCAAUGUUCGAAUCCCCACAUUGGAUGUAUAACGGUUGGACUGCCGGAGCAGGUCAUGUACAUGGACAUGUAUCUGCACCAGCGCAAUAUCCACUCCAGACGCAUCAUGAACACGCGCAUACGCAUACACCGGUAUCGACCUUCCCAUCUGUAUUGGAACAGACACCAAUGCAUGAUGCCUAUCUCAAUGGUCAAAUGCAACAUGAAGUUAUGGUAUCCAACCCUAAUCUUACUCCAGCCGAUACAUCACGUUCGUCAUCGACAGAACAUGAUUAUCCACCUAACAUGAUUCCCCCACCUACCCUACCUACCUCAUGGUCUACACCUCAUUUACCUACUCAAACAUACCUUCGUCCCGCUAUUCCUAUCCCUGUUACCCCAGUGGUGACCAAAGGUACCGGUACUUCACCUAUAACACCAGCUACGACAACAGGGUAUCAAACUCCUUUUCCUACUCCACCACUAUUCCAAGUCCCUUUCGCUUACCAUCAACAACCACAACAGCACGGGCAGUAUCCCUAUUAUUCCCCUUCACCACUUGGACAGAGCACCACGACUUCCCCCACACUAGCGCCGGAGAUGUCACUCCCUCAAGAGAAAGAACAACUGAUAGGAUUGGGUAUAGGCGUACCGGAAGUAACAACAUUACAGCAAAAUGAAUAUUAUCAGACGCCUACACCGACACUCUCAUCGGAUGAAUAUUUCUCGCCGCCAAUGCAAAUGCAAUUUUAG